AUGAAUUCCUCCUUUUCCAACUAUAAUGUGUCGAGUCAGAGUUAUCGAGAUUCUCUGAGCUCAGCUGUAGCCAAAAAUGUGAUUGUUGUGGCUCUUGGCCUUAUCAUCAACUACACCAAUGGCACACUGAUUAACACCUUCAGAAAACACCAGAUAUUUUACCUGAAUCCUCGUUACAUCCUCUUCAUCCACCUGGUCUUGAACGAUAUGAUUCAGCUCACUGUAACGAUCAGCCUGUUAGUCUUUAGUUAUGUUUUCUACAAAAUCAAUGCAUCCUUCUGUUGCCUCCUCAUUACCUUGGCUGUCUUCACCACCUUCAACACUCCAUUAAAUUUAGCUGUCAUGGCAGUGGAGUGCUACAUCGCUAUUUGUUUACCACUGCGACACGCUGAGUUGUGCACCAUCAAAAGAACAUACAUUCUGAUUGGUUGGAUUUGGGUCAUGAGCGCAGUUUCGAUGCUGCCGGAUGUGUUUAUUGUUAUGGCAACCGAGCCUGCGCGGUUAUUCCAUUCCACUAUUUUUUGUGAGAGGGAUAACCUGUUCCGACACCCUAUAAGUUUAAAAAAGAGGGAUGUUUCCCACAUAAUUUCCCUAAUUGGUGUUUGGCUCACUCUCUUCUAUACUUACUUUAAGAUCUUCUUUGCUGCUAAAGCUGCUAAAGAGGUUAAAUCAGGGGAUGGAAAUGCAACAAAGGCCAGGAAUACAAUCCUGCUUCAUGGCUUUCAGCUACUGCUGUGUAUGCUGACUUAUGUAGGCCCUAUUGUAAAAAAGGCUCUGUUCUACUGGUUCCCUAAAUAUUAUGUUCAUGCAGCCUUUGUUUGUUAUAUAAUCAUCCAGAUACUGCCAAGGUUUAUCAGUCCUAUCGUGUACGGGCUACGAGACAAGACGUUUAGGCAGUACUUGAAAAAUUAUCUGCUGUGUACAGCAAAGUCUGCAUCGAUGCUGACUUAUGGAAAGUAG
Scophthalmus maximus (turbot) is the source of this 960-nucleotide messenger RNA. Its product is annotated as odorant receptor 131-2-like. Gene Ontology annotation, cellular component: membrane. Gene Ontology annotation, biological process: G protein-coupled receptor signaling pathway. Gene Ontology annotation, molecular function: G protein-coupled receptor activity. The transcript is spliced from 3 exons. The record is from RefSeq and is a predicted model, not a curated record. NCBI's taxonomy places the organism in Eukaryota, Metazoa, Chordata, Actinopteri, Pleuronectiformes, Scophthalmidae. The coding region runs from base 1 to 960 and encodes 319 amino acids.